CAUGGUGGUAUCAUCCCCUCCUCCUCCUCCCCUCGCGCACCCACCACCCACCGCCCCUCCCGUCACCUAGUCGGAUAGUCCCAGUCCACCCCUCUCCCUCCCCUACCGUGCCGCCACAGCCGCCGUCGGGGAGCGUCAUGCCCACCGCGACCUCGCUGCUGCUGGGCGGCGGCAGGCUCCCGCGGUUUCAGUUGCAGUCCCUCCGCGCGCCCACCAAGCCGCCCUUCUUCCGCGGCCCCGCCUCCUCCCCGCACGUCCCGCUCGGCCGAUGCUGCGCCCGCGCGGGGCCCCGCCCACUGGCCCCCGUCUCCGCCUCUGCGCUGCCCGUGCCGGUGACGGCCGCUGCUCCCCCGCCGGGGGUGGAGGAGGAUGGCUGGGGGAGGGCGGCCGCCGCGGCCGCGGCCGUGAGGAGGGUAGCGGUGGCGGUGGCGUGCGGGGCGCUCGCGGCGGCUUGGUGCCGCCGGGCGAUGGCCGUGGGGGCCGCGGCGGGAGCGGGGGCCGGGGCGCCGGGGGCGGUCGAGGCGGCCGCGGGGUUCGGAGGGUUGGCGCUGCACGGGGGGUGGCCCAGGGUGCUGCAGGUUCUGCAGCUGAUCAGGGAGCAGGGCCUGGUCCUGGCCGCGCUGCUCGGCCUCUCUGCCUUUUUCUCCAUGGCGGAGACCUCUAUCACGACGCUGUGGCCUUGGAAAGUUCGUGAACUAGCUGAAAAGGAACCUGAGAAUGGUGUUUUCAAAAUGCUCCGAAGUGAUGUUACUCGCUUCCUGACAACCAUUCUCAUUGGCACAACUGUGGUCAACAUUGGCGCAACUGCAAUUGUUACUGAGGCAGCAACGGCAAUGUUUGGUGAAGCAGGUGUUAGUGCAGCAACAGGCGUCAUGACUGUUGCCAUCUUACUUCUUACAGAAAUUACCCCCAAAAGUGUUGCAGUCCAUAAUGCCACAGAGGUUGCUAGGUUUGUGGUAAGACCAGUCGCAUGGCUUUCGCUUAUCCUGUAUCCAGUUGGGCGGAUUGUUACUUUUCUAUCCAUGGGAAUGCUUAAGAUUCUAGGCCUGAAAGGGAGAAGUGAACCAUAUGUUACUGAAGAUGAACUGAAAUUGAUGUUACGAGGAGCGGAGUUGAGUGGUGCAAUUGCAGAAGAUGAACAGGAUAUGAUCGAGAAUGUCCUGGAAAUUAAAGAUACUCAUGUGAGGGAAGUAAUGACGCCUUUGGUGGAUGUAGUUGCAAUUGAUGCUAUCGCAACACUUAUUGAUUUCAAAAAUCUGUGGGAAACUCAUCAGUACUCAAGAGUCCCUGUUUUUGAGGAGCGCAUAGAUAAUAUCGUUGGAAUCGCAUAUGCAAUGGACAUGCUUGAAUACGUUGAAGAGGUUGAAAAGUUGAAGGAAAUCACUGUUAAGGAAAUCGCACAUAUGCCUACAUACUUUGUUCCAGAUUCAAUGUCGGUUUGGAACCUAUUGAGAGAAUUCCGGAUCAGGCAGGUUCAUAUGGCAGUCGUCCUCAAUGAAUAUGGUGGAACUAUUGGUAUUGUAACACUAGAAGAUGUGGUGGAAGAAAUAGUUGGUGAAAUCUUUGACGAGAAUGAUUCAAAGGAGGAAAUCCAGAAGAAAACAGGUUAUAUAGUACGGCAGGAAGAUGGAACAUUUCAUGUUGAUGCAAAUACGUCAAUAGAUCAACUAUCUGAAGAGCUUGGUAUUAAAAUACCAGAGGGCCAUCAGUAUGAGACGGUAUCCGGUUUUGUUUGUGAAUCUUUUGGCUAUAUUCCAGAAGAGGGUGCAAAAAUGCUUGUGAUUCUUGAAAAGGAUUACAGAGAAGAAAAUGGUGAAUAUCAGGAGGAAGGUUCUGAUCGCCAAGAUGAUAGAGAAAAAACUCAAGCAUACGAACUUGAGAUACUAGAGGGUAAUGCAAGGAAGGUGGGUAAGGUCCUGUUUAAGCCAAUAAGCAGUGAAUGUGUAGAUGUCGACGACAAGGGAGUGAACCGUCUGAUUUCCAAGAAGAUCAUCAAACGGAAGAAGAAAGACUGUGGUGAUUCGUCCAACAGCGAUGAUGACGAGUGUCCAGACAUUACAGAGAAUGGCUGCCCUGCAGAAGUACUCUCAUGCUCGGACGAUAACAGUGCCGAAUUGGAAGAUGCAAGCAGUUCUAGUGCGCGAAGGUGACAAGAAAACAACUCCAAGACCAUCAUACUACGGUUAGACCCAAGCAUGCAGGUUGCGCGUUAUACCUUUUUGUUUUCAAGACAAGAGCUCACAGACCCUACCUACUACAGAGUGUUAGAUUGUGAAGGUUGAGGAGUGCAUGAUCUGAAUUGCACAAUGGCGUCGUUCGUUGGGAGGGGAACGGGCAGCUCCUCUGCUCCUCCUCAUCCGGACUACUUGAGAGAAAGAAUCAGCAUCGAUGGAUGAGUGACAAGAAGAUCCACUCAUGAAUGGUAUGGUACACGUACACCAUUGAUCUUACACAUGCAUCUCCGUGCGUAGUUUACAAGUUUACAUCACGUGCAGGCAGACGCAGCUGCUGAUGAUCUGAAUCUGAA
This is a messenger RNA of Panicum virgatum (switchgrass), 2527 nucleotides long. RefSeq names its product DUF21 domain-containing protein At1g55930, chloroplastic-like. Gene Ontology annotation, molecular function: flavin adenine dinucleotide binding. The transcript has 15 exons. The coding region runs from base 138 to 2150 and encodes 670 amino acids. The record is from RefSeq and is a predicted model, not a curated record. NCBI's taxonomy places the organism in Eukaryota, Viridiplantae, Streptophyta, Magnoliopsida, Poales, Poaceae.